AUGAGUGUCCCACGCGCGAGGUUGCUGGACCUCAUGAAGGCCCAAUGCGAAGUCUUUGCGGCAACAUUCAAUCCUGAGGGAGUGCGGACGGGAAACAAGAUUCUGCGACAGCGUCUGAAGGGACCUGCUCUUGCAUCCUACUACCCGCGCAAGGUCCUUACCGUCAGAGAUGUCCAGAGAGAGUUUGGCCCGGAACUCACGACCCUCGACCUGGAAGAGAUGGACCGUUUGGAGCACAUUGCCGGUCUGAAGGCCAGAGGCAAGAGUGCGCCUAAGAAGAAGAAGACGAAGACUGAGCCGAAGAAGAAAUAA
Molecule: messenger RNA, 312 nt
Organism: Colletotrichum spaethianum
Lineage: Eukaryota; Fungi; Ascomycota; Sordariomycetes; Glomerellales; Glomerellaceae
Product: mitochondrial 37S ribosomal protein S27
Exons: 4
Coding region: 1-312 (103 amino acids)
Cellular component (GO): mitochondrion
Source: RefSeq, a predicted model, not a curated record